AUUGGACCGACGAUUUCACUAUUAAAUUUAUAAAUAUUUAUUAACAACAUCCUGUGUUGUGGGAUGCCACAAACUCCCAUUACAAAAUAAAAUCCAAAAAAUGUGAAGCGUGGGAUUCCAUCGCGACAGAACUUUGCGUAGAUGUGGCCGAAUUAAAACGGAAAAUGACCAGCUUAUUAGCCACUUACAGGAAAGUCCGUCAGAAGAAAAAUGAGCCUGGGAAGUCUGGCGCUGUGGUCGAAGAAGCGAGCGCUCCAAAUUGGUUCGCUUUCAAAGCGUUCGAAUUUCUGCACUGCAAAUAUCAGCCGCGGAAGACAAUCAACACAGACGGAUAUCAAGAAACAGAACCUAUACAUGUGUCUUCGUCAGAACCUCCAAAAAAGAAGAAACGGAAGCGUAACAUGAUAUCAGCUACAUUUGACAUGAUGAAAACAUGCACCAGUGCUCUGCAGCAGCUCAGAAGGGAUGAUUUGAACGAAUUUGAAGCUACUGGAAUUAAUGUGGCUAAGAAAUUACAACGGAUGGACCCUAUACAGGCAAUACAUGCUGAAUCUUUAAUUAAUACAGUGCUGAAGCGAGGUUUACUGAAAACAUUGACUGCGCAGACUGAUUUGUGUGAUAAUAAUGCAUGUAAUGUGAGAUUGUUGUCAGCGCGCUGCCAUGCUUCAGCACCUUUUUCCCCAUCUCCUUCUGCAUCUACAGAGUCUCACACUUCUGCUCCUGAAGUUACUUCCCUCACUACAGUAUAACGCCAAUACGAUAAUUAUGUGACCACAGAGUAAUAAUAGUGACAAGUAUUUUUUUAGUUUUUGAGCAAUGAAAUCGCUAAAAUUUUGAUGCUUUUUUAGUUUUUUCAGCGUAAUUAUAAUCAAUUUAUUAAAUAAUAAUUAUUAAUAAAAUAACCAGUACUUUUAA
Messenger RNA from Schistocerca americana (American grasshopper), 915 nucleotides. RefSeq lists its product as uncharacterized. The record is from RefSeq and is a predicted model, not a curated record. The coding region runs from base 165 to 749 and encodes 194 amino acids. Lineage: Eukaryota; Metazoa; Arthropoda; Insecta; Orthoptera; Acrididae. The transcript is spliced from 2 exons.